AUGGUGCACGGCGAGCUCUGGGUCGGCUCCGAGGACUGUCCGUUCGCGGGGCAGGCGGAGCUGGAGCUGCUCGGCAGGAAGGGUGACUCGGACGGCGUGGAGGCCGGCGGCUCGCGCCACGUCAAGGCACUGGUGGUGGCGGAUGGUGGCCGGCUGGAGGUGCACGGCGCGCCGCGACGCGCCUGGAGCCGCCUCACCGCCACCCUGCCCAAGACCACGCGAGAGGCUGUGGUCGGCAGCCCGAUAUUCGACCAACAACAGUCAGAGUGGCACAACAGCCGCCACCGCGGCUUCCUGGCGUACGAGUUCGACGAGGGCGGCCAGGUGAUUGGCUUCCUCGGCCUGCUGCACCGAGUGGCUGAUUUCCAGGCGCUGGCCGCCAAGACGGACAGCGUGAUCCUGCUAGUCCUGCAGCGGCAGGUGUCGUUCUCGGACGGCGAGGAUGUGACGGCGAUGGCGGACGCGCUCAGCGCCGCCUGCUUCAACGGCGAGGCGGACAGCGCCAUCAGUGGCUUCACCGACGGCCAGGCGGUGGCAUGGGCGGCUAUCUGCCACGUGGGUCACCCGGAGAACAGCGUCGAGGAGGUGGGCCACGAGCAGGACGGCUUCUCAGUUACAUCUCGUCUCACGCGCACCAUCGGCACCGCCGAGUUCGUCGUCUACUCGGAGACAGAGCUGGAGGACGGCUGGCCAUCCACGGCUGACGUGCUCUCGUACGCCCCUGGCACGAUCCCGCCGAGGACGAUGACGCUCAGUCUGGAGGACGACGUCAGUGACUGGAGCGCGGGCGACACGAUCGUCGUCACGUCCACGGACUACGACUGGCGGCAGGCGGAGGAGUUCAUCAGCAUCGAGAGUCCGGCGGAGUUCACGCACUGGGGCGAGACCACCGACGGUGUGCGCAUGGCCGCCGAAGUCGCGCUUCUCAACCGCAACGUUAGGAUCCACGGCCGCAUGGAGGACGCCUGCUACGGCGACAACAACUGUGACGACUUCAGCUUCGACACGUUCGGCGGCCACGUCAAGGUGCUGGCCGGCUUCCAGGCGGCCCACAUCGCCAACGCGGAGGUGUUCCACAUGGGACAGAACUCGGUGCUUGGCGCCUACCCCAUCCACUUCCACAUGUGUGGCGACGUCAGCGCGCAGGCCUUGCCACCGUACGUGCGUUCCAACGCCAUCCAUCAUACGUUCGCACGCUGUGUGACCGUUCACGGCACCAGCGGCCUGCUGGUGGAGGACAACGUCGCCUUCGACCACUACGGCCACUGCUUCUUCCUGGAAGACGGUGCCGAACAGAACACGGUACUCCGCGGCAACCUGGGCCUGAGUACGCGGCGCACGAGCAUCACCCCGACCGACCAGCGCAUGGCGGCGACGUUCUGGAUCACCAACCCGCUGACCACCAUGGAAGGCAACGUGGCAGCCGGGUCCGAUGCGUACGGCAUCUGGUACACGUUCCCGCUGCGACCGAUCGGGCCGUCGGCGCUGCGCACGCCGCUCGCGCCCUUCGUCGACAACGUAGCGCACUCCAACAACGACUACGGCCUGCGACUCGACGACCUGCUGAAGACGAACGGCGGCGUCGGCGGCAGGUUCGCGUACGACCCGCGCGAGGACCCGCUCGACCCGACCUCGUCACCGGUGACCGUCACACUGCGCGGCUACAACGGCUACAAGAACUACAAGUCGGCGUGGCUGCGCGGCGCCAGCCUGGUAGCCGAGGAUUUCAGCAUCGCUGAGACCGUGGAGGGCGUGGUGUUCGCAAGCUCGGCGCCCGGUUCCAAGCGGCUGGUGCGCUCGCGCCUCGUGGGCGAGACGGCCAACAAGGGUAAGCCGGAGGGCUGGAUUCCGCUAGCGAACGGCACGACCGUCUGGUGGGAUCGCCAGAUUCGCAUGGGUGGCGCCAACCGCGCGCUGCCCAUCAUCGGCGCCAUUUUCCUCGACGGCCCCGUCUCGCUGGAGGACGUCAGCUUCCAUCGGUUCGCGACCAACGCGGUGCGGCCGUCGGGCGCGAUCGGUCUCCGCCGCGCUUUGCGCUGGUACACCUCGCCGGCCAACCGCGUCGCCGGCGUGACGUUCGACUUCGCCGAUCCCGCCGACGGCAACCGCGUCUACGACGCCAGCGAGGGCCAGGGCUUUGCCGACCUGGCGGGGAACAUCCACUCCGUCUUUCGGGACAUCGACGGCUCACUCACGACCUACGCCGGCGCGACCGUGGUGAAGCCGUACGCCGUGCAUCUGAACGCCCGCUGCGCGCCCGUGCCCAACUGGAACCUGUACGUGUGCCCGGCUGCCUUCACCAAGUUCAAGCUCGAGUGGUACGACAUGGCGUCCAGCCCAGUCACCUUCGUGACGCGCGACGACGGCAGCGCCACGCACAGUCUGCCGCGGCCGCGCCAGAUCAGCUACGCCCUCAACUCGGAGGAGGGCUACAUCCUACACUUCAACACCAGCGUGCCACGCUCCUUCAGCUUCACAGUCACCGGCCUGGAGGCGGGCGUCGAGCAGCGGCUCGGCGUCUGCAUCGGCCGCGACGCCACCGACGUGCGCAUCAGCCUCACCGGCAUCCCGACGCCGACGUUCGAGGACCUGCUCACCGGCUCGCCGGGCACGCAGGUCUUCCACGACCGCGAGCGGGGGCUGCUGCUGUUCCGAUUCCGCGUGCCGUACGCGCUCAGCGCCGACACGGAGACGGAGUGUCCGGGCGGCGGUCCGUAUGGCGCUUGCCCGGUCGUGAAGGUGUCCAUGGCGGCGGCGGGCGAGGACGGCGACUGCUCGGAGAGGGCGUACCCGACCUACGCCACCGCCCCACUCGACGCCGCCGGCGGUCUUGUCACACCGAGCUUCUAG
Molecule: messenger RNA, 2850 nt
Organism: Pollicipes pollicipes
Lineage: Eukaryota; Metazoa; Arthropoda; Thecostraca; Pollicipedomorpha; Pollicipedidae
Product: cell surface hyaluronidase
Exons: 3
Coding region: 1-2850 (949 amino acids)
Source: RefSeq, a predicted model, not a curated record